Molecule: messenger RNA, 1260 nt
Organism: Scedosporium apiospermum
Lineage: Eukaryota; Fungi; Ascomycota; Sordariomycetes; Microascales; Microascaceae
Exons: 2
Coding region: 1-1260 (419 amino acids)
Biological process (GO): tRNA wobble uridine modification; tRNA methylation
Cellular component (GO): cytoplasm; mitochondrion
Molecular function (GO): protein binding; GTP binding
Source: RefSeq, a predicted model, not a curated record
AUGUUCUCGACUCAAGUGCAUUGGUACUUUACUUUCCAGACUGAUACCGGACGUAUCCGGUAUGCGGAGCCCGGGGAGUUCACAAAACGUGCCUUCCUCAACGAUCGUCUCGAUCUCACUCAAAUCGAUGCUCUUGGAGACACACUCUCGGCCGAGACUGAGCAACAACGCCGAGCAGCGGAGCGAGGCAACUCUCGCGUGCUCAGCCAGAGAUAUGAGUCUUGGCGAGAGCAGCUUCUCCUCGCGCGCGGUGAAAUUGAAGCCCUUAUCGACUUUUCUGAGGAUCAGCAUUUUGACGAGUCUCCUUCUGAGCUUCUGGGUAACGUGACGAGGCUAGCUACGGAAAUCCUCGGCAGCAUUCGUCUUCACGACCUGGGGAGUCAAAAGAGCCAGCUUCUACGGAGCGGAAUCCGAAUCGCGCUUCUGGGCCCGCCCAAUGUCGGGAAAAGCUCACUCAUGAACCACAUUGUCGGCAAGGAGGCAUCAAUCGUAUCACCCGAGGCCGGCACGACUCGUGACAUUGUUGAGGUCAGCCUCGAUAUGAGGGGUUACCUAUGCUCCUUUGCCGAUACAGCUGGAUUUCGCGGGGAGGGCUCGAGUCUGCCUGGUGAAGCCGCGGACAUCGGACACGUUGAAAGGGAGGGAAUACGUCGCGCGAGAGCAACAGCCCUAUCAUCAGACGUGGUGAUCGUCCUCGGGGCGGUCACUUCAGACCCAAAUGGAAAAUUCCAAAUCCUGUUCGACGAAGAGAUCUUACGCCUUGUUGGAGAAAACGAAAAGCCUACCAUAAUCGCCGUAAACAAGACGGAUAUUGCUAACGAAGCGAGUAUUAAUUCGCUACUGGCUGACUUCCAUAGGUCUAUCAAGACCAUGCCUGGCUUGGGAGACGCUUCUGCGCCCAUACCUAUCUCCUGCAAGGAAGCAUCUGAGGGUUCUUCAGGGUCUCUAGGAAUCAAAGAUCCUGGCGGCGUGCAUAUGCUGACAGACCACCUCCUGGAUCUGUUUAAGAAUAUGACAUCCAUGCCUGCCGAUAUGCAGGACCUUCUUGGAGUAACCGAGCGACAUCGGCAGCUACUGGACGAGUGUCGAGGCCAUUUGGAGAAUUUUAUGGUCGAGGCCCAGCCCAGCGAUGAGUGCGAAGCUGAUAUCGUCUUGGCAGCUGAACACUUGAGGUACGCGGGCAAUGCUCUGGCAAAGAUUACUGGGCGAGGCGAGGUGCCCGACGUGGAGGAUGUGUUGGGUGUCAUCUUUGAAAAGUGA